UCGCGCUCGGCGCCGCGACGGUCGCCUCCGCUUUCCGCAGUCUAUGAUCGUGUGUAUGCAUGGCGCAAGUGCACUACUAGUUGUGUUUGCCUCUGAUCCCGCAUCCCCCGCCCGCUUCCAUAUAAGCUCUGCCAGAUUGCCCCCGUCCGCGGAUUCUUUCCUUGAGCACGGCUAUCAACAGGCGCUCAGCGAUUUCGCCCGUUUAUUCUCCUUUUUCGGGGAUUGUUUUGCUUCUGUUUGUCUGCGACUCGCGAACGCGUCUUUCGUGCGUCCUGCGUUGAUCUAGUUCCGCUACAGUCGUUUCGGCGUCCCACCCCCUCGUCCGGCCGGGAAAAAGCACCGCAGUGCGCCCCACCCUUCGUCUCGCGGUCCUUUCGUUUCCACCCGCAGAACACGUCUUUUUCUGUUGAAUUUUUCUUGGCCGCUUCCUCUGCACUGUGCUCACGGGUCCGCAACCCAAUCCGGGCGGCGUGCUGCGCCACCUCGCUUCUCGUCGUCCUGCUCUUUCCUCCCGCCGGUUCUGCCUCCGCGUGACUCGCAACUGCGGUUCCAAGCUUUUCGUUUGAGAGACACUCGAGAAAGUUGCUGGUGCCUCUUCCGUUCCCAUCGUCGAACUCUUUGGCCGUGCAAGCUCUCCUUCCCCCACACCUUUCCUGCAAAAUGUAUUUUGGCAGCUUCCCCUUCGGGGACGACAUGCGUGGACCUGGUCCGCGACGGGGCGGCAGCAAAGAGAAAAACAACACGAAAUUUUACGAGAUCCUGGAAGUUGACCGCACUGCGUCGGUUGCCGAUAUCAAGAAGAGUUACAGAAAGCUGGCCAUCAAGCACCACCCCGACAAGGGCGGCGACCCUGAGAAAUUCAAAGAAAUCUCUCGGGCAUACGAGGUUCUCUCGGAUCCCGAGAAACGGCGGAUCUACGAUGACCAUGGCGAGGAAGGUUUGGAGAACGGAGGCGCGGGCGCCGACCCCACAGACAUCUUCGACUUGUUCUUCGGAGGCGGCCGCCGCGCGUCUCGGCAGCCGUCCAAGAAGAAGGGAGAAGACAUCGUCUCUGCGAUGAAGGUUACCUUGGAGCAGAUGUACUCUGGAGCUACCAAGAGAAUGGCCAUCAACAAGGACGUUCUCUGCAAACAGUGCAACGGCGUCGGAGGUCCUGCAGAUGCUCUCACCACCUGCCACGACUGCGACGGCCAUGGAGUCAAAGUUGUGACGCGUCAGAUCGGCCCGAUGAUUCAGCAGACGCAGAGCGUUUGCCCCGCUUGCAAGGGCGCUGGCAAGUCGAUGGACCCGAGCAAGCGGUGCAAGUCCUGCACAGGAAAGGGGGUCGUGAAGGAGAGGAAGAUUCUCGAAAUCUACAUCGAGAAGGGCGCCAAGAACCACCACAAAGUUAUUUUCCGUGGUGACGCGGACGAACGGCCGAACGAGAUCCCCGGAGAUGUCAUCUUCAUUUUGGAGCAGCAGGAGCACGCUGUCUUCAAGCGUCGGGGCAACGACCUGUUUAUGACGAAGAAGAUUUCUCUCCUCGAGUCGCUCUGCGGCUUCAAAUUUGUGUUAACCCAUCUCGACGGACGUCAGCUCCUGAUUCAGAGCCCCCCCGGCACCGUCACGAAGCCUGACGCUGUGCAGAUCAUCAAGGGUGAAGGCAUGCCUCAGCAGAAGAAUCCGUUCUUGAAGGGCGAUUUGUUCAUCGUGUUCGAGGUCGAGUUUCCUGAACACGUCAGCGAUGCAGACGCGAAGAGUCUCAGUCAGAUUCUCCCAAAGCCGACAGAGGCAGUGAUGGUCAGCGAAGAUGAUCCGCAUGUGGAGGUGCACGUAGCGGAGCCAGUCGACCCAGACGAGUUGCGAAACCGUCAGCAGACGCAGCGAAGCGGCGAGGCUUACGAGGAGGACGAUGAGGACGAGCAUCCGGGGCAGCAGCGCGUCCAGUGCCGACAACAGUAACGGAUUCACAUAUAGGGAAUGCGGGAGACGCAAGAGGCUCUGGGAAGCAGAAAAGUCGCGAAAGAGACAUGCGGUGGUAGAGGAGACUUUGCGGGGAGAGAAGCUGAGGGGAGAACGGAGCGAGAAGAAAGACGAUCGAGAAGAAAUCGUCUAGGGAAGAACAGCUAGAGCGACUUCGGGAGGGAGGGUCCGGGGAGAGAGAGAGAGAGGCUUGGUGGAAGAAGGAGAAGACCGCGUAUACACCAAUAAUUGGUUUGGAUUGGGACGAGAGGCCCACGAGAAAGCGUUUUGCGAGAGUGUGGCAGAGGGAGGUGUGCUGAGGCGAUCCCCGGCGUUUGCUCGCAGCCGCGGCUUCCUACCUUGUGGCGCAAAAAGCGAGCGGGGGGGGGGACUCUCGCAAAAACAGACGUUGAGAGUGGGAGGAAUUCAGGUGAAAACGUUCUCUGUCAAGCGGACUGAUCCUCUCUCUGAGUGCACGGGGGUGGGAUGCAAGGAUGCGAAAGGAGGGAGGAAACUGAGUUUAGAGGGGUGGUGUAAGAGGAACUGGCAGAGGGUGACCUCGGCCUUCGAGGCGACGGGAGAAGACAUCCAGCUGGCCUUUGCCGAGUCAUGUACAGUGGAGAAACAGACACACCGCGAGCGGCGGAAACGCCGCCUAUGGUGUGUUAGAGACAGGCUUUCUGCUUUUCAUGCGUUCUGCGCUGUACCUGUUGCCGAAAAGUGUACGGAGAGAAAAAGUGACGAGUCCGGAGUCGUCUGGUGAGAGAAGGCGGUUUGGAGUGGAUCUGGCUAGCCCAGCCGUGAAGCUUCCCGAGGGAAAUACCGCGGAGCGAACUCUUCUUACAAAGUGAAGUGCGACUUCGUAGCGGGAGAAGAGAACUGCGCGGGAAAGCGAGAGUUCUUGAGGUGUACCGACACCUGGAGGGGGCAUGCCGGCUUGGACUGCGUCGGGAGGCGUGCAGCAGGGAGUGGGGGGUCGAAGGGAAGGCGAAGAAAGACAGACGCAGGAAAGCGUUUUUCUUUCGAUAAAGAGGCAGAACGUCACGCUCCCCCGGUCCACAGGUUUCCUCUCUUCUGUCUCUGUUUUUUCGGACGGCCCGCCAGUGCUUUUCUCUGAGUCCCCUCGUCCUGUGUGACGUGCUGAGUAGGCUGGGGGAUCCGGGCAUGUGAGUCAGCAGCAUGCUCUCUUUUUGGAGGGGAGUGUGAAGUUGGGUGCGCUGUGUCUGUGGGCCGGAAUGGUCCUCGGAUUCUUUUCGCGCACCCCGGUCUGUUUAAAAAGUGCAGCUGUUCACUCGUGUUCUUCUGUCCCCCGUCUCUCUUGGUGUGUUUCCUGCCGAAGCCCUGAUAAAGGGGCGUCGUUCGUUUGACCUUCUCACGGUUUUCAGCUUCUUUCUGGUACGCCUCCGACCAGCGUCCGUGUAGACCACACGCGCUUUUGUGUUUUUUCUUGCCUUCACGCCUGUGUCUCUCGUAAUGCAAGAAGCAAGCACCAACGUACUUGCUCCUUGUUGCUCGCUUUCUUCGCACAGUGUCGGCAGCCGUUUCGCCUCCGCGCGUGCGAUGAAGACGACAUAUUUCUUCCUUAAUGGAAAGGAACCAUCACACUUGCUUCUUCUGGGCAAGUCCCGGUGUCUUGUUGAAAGUGACUGACGUCACAGACUCGACAAUUCACUUGGUCAACUGUGGCAGUUUGAUAGUUCUCUGGAGCGCAGUCGAGAACUUGACGACGUGGUUUGUUCAGACAAGAUAAAAAAAUCACGGAGAGGAGGAACGCUUACUGCUACGCGAAAAGCAUUUUCCGCAGGAAAGCAGUCUGUUUUUUUGCCCCGCCAUCCGCCUCAGGCGUCGUGGGUCAUUAGAACGAGUUCGACUCCGGCGAUAAAGUCCCGAACAGCUGUUCUGCACUUGGUUCCACUUUCCCCAUACCGCGUGAUCAAAUUGGUUUUUCUUUCCAAGGAUUCCCAUGAAGUAAAAACCGCCGAGACACGCGAAUAACACAUCGUCCCGGAUGGAAGCUACGCUGGCCGCCUCUCACUUCCAUGGCACACGCUUACGGAAGACAUGGCGACCGGAGAAAAUGGUAGCUAGAGCCGCCUGCGAUCUGGUCUCUGCCGGUUUCGCUGCAGCUCCAAAGUAUCCAUUCGGUGCACAGCUUUGAAGGUACGGGAUUGUAAUCAAGAUGAUUGCUACGGUUUUAACGAUACUGCCACAGGACAGCAGUGUGUCGCGAUUUUUUGAACGGGAACUCAGAAGCCAUGUGGCACCAUUUCGGGCGCCGAAAUAGUGUCUUGAAACUGGGAUAUUGGGUCAUAUUCCGGUGGUGAGAGUUACAACCGUUCUAGUCUUUAUGACUGCAAUUCUGCAAGUCUACCCAGUCAUGUUCUCCAGAUGAGAAUGUGGACCGCAGUGCCAGUGUCACGGAUGGUUGAUCGCGUGAGCAGCAUACUUCACUAAGUUUACGAACGAACUGGCGAGCUUUCUGGCGAAGAAUGCACCUAAACUAAAUUCCGAAUA
Molecule: messenger RNA, 4455 nt
Organism: Toxoplasma gondii ME49
Lineage: Eukaryota; Apicomplexa; Conoidasida; Eucoccidiorida; Sarcocystidae
Product: DnaJ family chaperone, putative
Exons: 9
Coding region: 661-1941 (426 amino acids)
Biological process (GO): protein refolding; response to heat
Cellular component (GO): cytoplasm; cytosol
Molecular function (GO): Hsp70 protein binding; ATP binding
Source: RefSeq, a predicted model, not a curated record